GCGCUGAACCCCAUUUCAGUCAUUUGAAAUUUACCAUGCAAAUAAAAAAGAGUGGUCUAACAACUUCAAAAAAAGGGUGAAUUAUCUCCCCCUGUAGAACUCUCUAGAACACAUUAAUUCCGGCGUCAAGAUGAUGCAACCACCAAUUAUUCUGUUAAAAGAGGGCACAGAUACAUCCCAGGGUACCCCUCAAAUUAUCAGCAAUGUCAAUGCCUGUCAAGCCAUUGCAGAUGCUGUGCGAACUACACUGGGUCCAAGAGGAAUGGAUAAACUUAUUGUUGAAACCGGAGGAAAAGCAACUAUAUCAAAUGAUGGGGCAACCAUAUUGAAGACUUUAGAUAUUGUGCACCCAGCAGCUAAAACAUUAGUUGAUAUUGCCAAGUCUCAAGAUGCUGAAGUUGGUGAUGGUACGACUAGUGUUGUUCUUUUAGCCGGUGAAUUCCUGAAAGAAGCAAAACCCUACAUAGAGGAACAUGUUCAUCCACAAAUCAUCAUUAGAGCAUUUAGAAAAGCAGGAUGUUUGAUGGUCCAGAAAAUAAAAGAAAUAUCGGUCAAGAUUAAAAAAGAUGACCCAAAUGAACUUCGAGUAUUAUUGGAAAAUUGUGCCGCUACAUCAUUAAGUUCUAAAUUGGUUGCUGCACAAAAAGAUUUCUUCUCUAAAAUGGUUGUUGAUGCCGUUAUGAUUCUAGAUGAAUUAUUGCCGUUAAAUAUGAUAGGCAUCAAAAAGGUACAAGGAGGAGCAUUAGAGGAUUCUAUGUUGGUAGAUGGUGUUGCAUUUAAAAAGACGUUUAGUUAUGCUGGAUUUGAAAUGCAGUCUAAAAAAUAUAGUAAUCCUAAGAUAGCUUUAUUAAAUAUUGAAUUAGAAUUGAAAGCUGAAAAAGAAAAUGCAGAAGUUAGAGUAAAUACUGUCCAAGAGUACCAAUCUAUAGUAGAUGCAGAAUGGACAAUAUUAUAUGAUAAAUUAGAUACUCUAUAUAAAAGUGGUGCCAAGGUGGUUUUAUCUAAAUUACCUAUAGGAGAUGUUGCUACACAAUAUUUUGCAGACAGAGAUAUGUUUUGUGCUGGUCGUGUACCAGAUGAAGAUUUAAGGAGAACAAUGAAAGCUUGUGGUGGUUCUAUACAGACAACAGUACAAGGUUUAAGUGCAGGUUCUUUAGGUACAGCUGACCUAUUUGAGGAAGUUCAAGUUGGUGGUGAAAGAUAUAAUGUGUUUAAAGGAUGUCCACAAGCUAAAACAUGUACUAUUAUAUUACGUGGUGGAGCUGAACAAUUUAUGGAAGAAACAGAAAGAUCUCUACAUGAUGCUAUUAUGAUUGUCAGACGAGCUAUGAAAAAUGAUGCAGUUGUAGCAGGUGGUGGAGCUAUUGAAAUGGAACUAAGUAGAUAUUUACGAGAUCUGUCUCAAACCAUAGCCGGAAAAGAACAACUCUUAAUUACAGCCCUUGGCAAAGCUUUAGAGGUUAUACCCAGACAACUUUGUGAUAAUGCAGGUUUUGAUGCUACAAAUAUUCUCAAUAAAUUACGACAGAAACAUGCUGAAGGAGGAACAUGGUUUGGUGUUAAUAUUAUGACUGAAGACAUCUGUGAUAAUUUUCAAGCUUUUGUAUGGGAACCAUCUGUAGUAAAGAUCAAUGCUAUAACUGCUGCUAUAGAAUCGACAUGUUUAAUAUUAUCAGUAGAUGAAACUAUACGCAAUCCUAGAGCAGAAGGGGGUGGUGGACCACCGGGUGCAGGUAGAGGCCGUGGACGAGGUCGACCUAUGUAGUAAACUGAAAUAAAGUUAUUUGAAUGUGAAAGUUUUGUCUUGAAAAUGAUAGGUUUCAGAUUGGGUUAACUCCCCCUGAAAUUGUUCAUUUCACAAGUGACUGUCAUAAUUCAAAGUUUAUUUAUCUAUCAUGUCCAUAUAUAUAUAUCAAUACGAUCUGUAAAUAUAUUUAAUAUUUCUGCUUCAUGAGUGCUAUUUCUAUCAGUUUUGUAUAUCAUUGUCACAUAAUAAAAUUUAAAAUGAUU
This is a messenger RNA of Patella vulgata (common limpet), 2010 nucleotides long. RefSeq names its product T-complex protein 1 subunit eta. NCBI's taxonomy places the organism in Eukaryota, Metazoa, Mollusca, Gastropoda, Patellidae. The transcript has 12 exons. Bases 131 to 1765 code for a protein of 544 amino acids. Gene Ontology annotation, biological process: protein folding. The record is from RefSeq and is a predicted model, not a curated record. Gene Ontology annotation, molecular function: ATP binding; ATP-dependent protein folding chaperone; ATP hydrolysis activity. Gene Ontology annotation, cellular component: chaperonin-containing T-complex.